AUGGCCGAUUGGUUCACCUCUAUCACCGCAAUAGUUAUGAUAUUAUUCACUCAGGUUUUGGGAUCAAGUGUGUUCGAGAUAGAUCUCCAUCAUUUUCAGAAUUCCAAAGGUUUGCUGGCAAAUGGGCGCAGCUGCGGCUUGAGCGGCUGCAGGACUUUUUUCACGGUGUGUUUGAAGAACUUCCAGACAGAGGUGUCUUCUGGGAGGUGUUUGUUCGGGAGAGCGAGCACACCUGUGCUGGGCACCGACUCGUUCAGCAUCCAGCAGGACGGGAGGCUGCGCGUGCCGCUCAGCUUCACCUGGCCGGGUGCUUUCUCUUUAGUUAUUGAAGCCUGGUUUUCUCCAGCAGCCGAGCAGCCUGAAGAUCCCAGCAACCCUGACCUGCUCAUCGGCUCCUUUGCCAUUCAAAAACAUUUGGGAAUAGGGCCCGAGUGGUCCCAGGAUGUGCAGACCGGGGCGCAGACGGAGCUCAGGUACUCAUACCGGAUCAUCUGCAAAGAAAAUUACUACGGGGACACUUGUUCCAAAAUAUGCACACCGAGAGACGACCGUUUUGGCCACUUCACCUGCAAACCUGACGGGGAAAUAGACUGUCUGCCUGGAUGGAAAGGGGAAUACUGCCAAGAACCAAUCUGUCUGGAAGGCUGCAAUGCAAGUAAUGGAACCUGCACAGUACCAGGAGAAUGCAAAUGCAGAGAGGGCUGGCAGGGACUCUUUUGUGAUGUGUGUAAACUCCAUCCGUCCUGUAAACACGGUACCUGUACAGAGCCGUAUCAGUGCACCUGCAAGGAAGGCUGGGGAGGCAUCUUUUGUGACCAAGAUCUGAACUACUGCACCAAUCACAAACCCUGCGCCAACGGGGCCACGUGUCUGAACACAGGCGAGGGCAGCUACACCUGCACCUGCCUGCCAGGCUUCACCGGGGUCAACUGUGACUCAGAGGUCAAGGAGUGUGACAGCGAGCCCUGCCUCAAUGGAGGCCGCUGCCUGGACUCAGAGACUGGCUUUACAUGUGCAUGUUUGAAGGGAUUUGAAGGCCCACAUUGUGAACACAAGAUACUGACCUGUGCAGACAGACCGUGCUUCGGAGGCAAGUGCAAAGAGAGGGAUAACGGCCAUAGCUACAUGUGCGAGUGCCCAGCUGGAUACACUGGACUCAACUGUGAGAAGAAAAUGGACAAAUGUACCUCACUGCAAUGCUCCAACGGUGGACACUGUGUGGUUCAGGGUAACCUCAGGUUGUGCAGCUGCCGCUCCGGUUUCACAGGACUGCGCUGUGAGAUCAACGUUGACGAGUGCGCCAGGAACCCGUGCGCUAACGGCUCCACCUGUAUAGACCGGAUCAACGACUACACCUGCACCUGCCCGCCAGGUUACACGGGCCGCCACUGCGACAGACACACAAACCGCUGCGCCUCUCAGCCCUGCCUCAACGGUGGAACCUGCACCAAUGGGCCUGCGGGGAAACCCACCUGCAGCUGCCCUGCCCCCUACAGCGGCCCCCAAUGCCAGGACAGAGAUCCGCGAUCAGUCAACACUCCCAGCCCCAACAGAGGCUUGGAGUCCAGUGAGAAGCUGAACCUGGUGGCCAUCAGCUUGGGUAUUGGCCUGGUGGCCGUCCUGGUGCUUCUCUGCAUGGCGGCGGUGGUCGUACGUCACAGAAAAAAACAAAACGAGGAGCAGGACUCUGAGACAAUGAACAAUCUCUCCAAGGCAGAGUUUCAGAAAGAGAACCUUAUCUCGACCGUUGAGCUCAAGAACACAAACAAGAAGGUGGAUGUGGAGGUGGAUUGUCCUACAGAAAAGUUGAAUCAUAAACUUAUCAACCACUAUCACCUGGACUACAAAUCCUCCAUGAGGUACAAGGACGAACUGUCCCUUUUGGACAAAGAUGAAAACUGUGAAAAGAUAAUAGGAGACGACAAGCAUUUGAGUAGAAUGUACAGUGAAAGGCCCGAGUGUAGAAUAUCAGCAAUAUGCUCCUCUAGAGAUUCAGUCUACCAGUCUGUUUUUGUUGUAGCAGAGGAGAAAAAUGAAUGCAUCAUCGCAACGGAGGUAUAAUAAUCAAAUCAUAUUACUCGUUGUCUGGUUUGGAUUCCUUGUGGACUGUUUACAAGUGUGAAGAGACUGGGAUUUAUUUAAAUGCAAGAUGCUGCUCUUAAAAACUUGAUAACUGGAUGUGCUCUUUGACUAAAGAAGAACUAAAGCUAAUAAUCGUUGUGAGAAUGUACAGACUGAAGCAAAAGACUGUUGGAAAAAAAAAAAAAAGAGCAAAUCUGGAUUUGCCUUUGAUAUUUUCGACUCAAACUUUCGCCUGCUUCGCUCAAGAUACUUUGAGGGA
Nematolebias whitei (Rio pearlfish) is the source of this 2341-nucleotide messenger RNA. Its product is annotated as delta-like protein 4. The record is from RefSeq and is a predicted model, not a curated record. The coding region runs from base 1 to 2061 and encodes 686 amino acids. Gene Ontology annotation, cellular component: plasma membrane; signaling receptor complex; cell surface. Gene Ontology annotation, biological process: cell communication; axon guidance; Notch signaling pathway. The transcript is spliced from 11 exons. Lineage: Eukaryota; Metazoa; Chordata; Actinopteri; Cyprinodontiformes; Rivulidae. Gene Ontology annotation, molecular function: calcium ion binding.